Molecule: messenger RNA, 499 nt
Organism: Catharus ustulatus (Swainson's thrush)
Lineage: Eukaryota; Metazoa; Chordata; Aves; Passeriformes; Turdidae
Product: sal-like protein 2
Exons: 4
Coding region: 1-492 (163 amino acids)
Source: RefSeq, a predicted model, not a curated record
AUGCUCUGCGCCACAGCCAAGAUGGCAGCGCCCGUUGUUUCAAGAUGGCGACUCCUACUUUUCCAAGAUGGCGACGCCCACUGUUCCAAGAUGGCGGCCUCCAGGCCGGAAGUGCCGGUGCAGCCCGGAAAUGGAGACAAGGAGAAGGGGCGGAGGGGGGCUCGGGGGGGCCCGGGGGGGGCUCUGGGGGUGGUGAGGGGGGUCUCCCGUAGGGGGAGGGGGGCACUCGGCCGCCAUUUGGCGUUGGAGGCGGAGCGGGAGCGGAGGCGCCUCCCCGGAGCCCCCCCCUCCUGUCCCGUCCUUCCGCCUCCUCCUCCUCCGCCUCCCCCCUCCGGGCUCCCCUCACCCCCCAGUGAAGAGGCAGGACCGGCCGGGAGCCAUCGGUGUGCUCACCUGUCCCAGGACGCCGCCCCCGCCUCACCGGCACCGUGGAAGUGGAGUGUGAGGAGGAGGAGGAGGGCCCCGCGCACACAGGUGCCUCAGCCCAGGUGAGGCUGGG